Messenger RNA from Xenopus laevis (African clawed frog), 4668 nucleotides. It is a transcript of the gene nup58.L, whose product is annotated as nucleoporin 58kDa L homeolog. Gene Ontology annotation, biological process: nucleocytoplasmic transport. Gene Ontology annotation, molecular function: structural constituent of nuclear pore. NCBI's taxonomy places the organism in Eukaryota, Metazoa, Chordata, Amphibia, Anura, Pipidae. Gene Ontology annotation, cellular component: nuclear envelope; nuclear pore. The record is from RefSeq and is marked provisional.
CGGACAUGGCCUCCGGUUUCGCGUUUGCUGCUGCGGCGGCCGGCACCGCUACACUGAACCCAGCGGCCGGAGCCGUAGCGCCUUUUUCUUUCGGGGGAACCCCGGCAGCAAGUAACACUGGCACAACUGGAGGACUUGCCUUUGGCGCAUUUGGUGCAGCUGCAACCCCUGCAACAACUACAGCUGCAACAGGACUUGGAGGAGGGCUCUUUGGAGCAAAACCUGCCACUGGAUUUACAUUGGGUGGAGCAAAUACAGCCACUGCUACAACUACAUCAGCUUCCACAGGUUUUAGCAUUGGUUUCAACAAACCAGCAGGAUCUGCUACACCAUUCUCUCUGCCAGUUACUUCUACCUCUUCUGGGGGCCUCUCCUUGGCUUCUGCUCUUACAUCUACUCCAGCUACAGGGCCCUCUCCUUUUACUUUAAACUUGGGUAGUACACCUGCCACAACUACAGCAGCCUCCAUUGGCUUGUCACUUGGUGGAACACUGACUGGGCUUGGUGGAUCACUGUUUCAGAACAUAAAUCCUUCAACAGGUCUUGGCCAGAUCACGCUGGGCCAGAGCACGCUGGGCCAGAACACGCUGGGCCUUGGUUUAAAUUUAGGAGCUGUAGCCCCUGUCUCACAGGCUGCAACACAUGAAGGACUUGGAGGUUUGGAUUUCAGCAACUCUUCUGACAAAAAAAGUCAAAAAGCCGGUGCCAGGCCAGAGGAUAGCAAAGCACUUAAAGAUGAAAAUCUACCUCAGUUGUUAUGUCAAGAUGUUGAAAAUUUUCAGAAAUUUGUGAAGCAGCAGAAACAAGUCCAGGAGGAGAUCAGCCGAAUGUCCUCCAAAGCAAUGCUGAAAGUACAAGAAGACAUUAAGGCAUUAAAACAGCUUUUAUCUGUUGCAUCCAGUGGCCUCCAAAGGAAUGCCUUGGCAAUUGACAAACUGAAAAUUGAAACCGCUCAGGAACUUAAGAAUGCUGAAAUAGCUUUAAGGACACAGAAAACACCUCCUGGGCUUCAGCAUGAAAAUACAGCUCCAGCAUAUUAUUUUCACACACUGGUGCAGCAGUUUGAGGUUCAGUUACAGCAAUACAGACAGCAAAUUGAGGAACUGGAGAAUCAUCUAGCAACACAGUCAAAUAGUUUGCAUUUGUCUCCUCAAGAUUUGUCCAUGGCAAUGCAGAAGCUUUACCAAACAUUUGUGGCCUUAGCUGCCCAGCUUCAGGCAGUAAAUGAAAACUUUAAGAUGCUCAAAGAACAAUACCUUGGCUACCGUAAAACGUUUUUGGGCGAUUCAACAGAUGUGUUUGAGGCGAGGCGAGUCGAAGCUAAGAAGUGGCAGAGUGCACCGCGUGUCACCACAGGACCCACCCCUUUCAGCAACAUACCAAACGCCGCUGCCGUUGCCAUGGCCGCAACAUUAACGCAACAGCAGCAGCCUACCACAGGGCCUCGGCCUUCACUCGGAGUUAGUUUUGGAACACCAUUCGGUUCAGCUAUGAACGCUGGCUUACAACCAAGUGGCUUGGGCUCUUCAGGCCUCGGAGGAUUUGGAAGUAGCUCUGCUUUUGGUGGUAACACCUCUGGCUCAUCCUCAUUUGGCUUUGGAACGGCAAAUAAACCAUCAGGAAGCCUAAGUGCAGGGUUUGGCAGUACAUCUACAUCUGGAUUUAACUUCAGCAAUCCUGGCAUCAAUGCUUCAGCUGGCUUAACCUUUGGAGUAUCCAACCCUUCAUCUACAGGUUUUGGGACAGCAGGACAGCUGCUUCAGCUUAAGAAGCCUCCAACUGGAAACAAGAGAGGGAAGCGAUAGACCGGGUUUUGUUUUUGUGGGGGGUUUUUCUUGGUGAAAUUACUACUUGUUAUUUCACUAAAUAAAUCUAUUUUUCUAAAUCAAGUGCUGCAAGUGUUCCCAAAAUAGUUUAUACCAUUAUGGGGAGUUUUUGUUUUUGAGGCUUAAAGUAUUUUUCCCCCCAACUCUCUGCAAAUUUAUUCGAACCUAUGAUAUCCUGCCCUCCCCAACACCACACUGUUUGCUAUGGCCAAGUUAUCAACAUGUUCUGUACAUAGAUACGGUUGCACUGCACAUAUUUUUGUAAAUUGUUUUUAUAUCUGAAUAUUAGGUUAAUAUUUUGUCUGAAAACGUAACUUUUUGGGACCAUUCCUCUGUACAAUGGCAUGGGUAGGGGGUGGGGUCCAUUUGAGACUUAUUGACACCUGUUUUAGAAUCUAUAGUGUUUUGAUUGUUUCUGAUUUAUUUGUACGGGGGGCAAACCAACUAUACUUAUUAUUAAACUCACACGUUCCUGCCAGUAGAAAAACAUGGGUUCAUGCCUCGCUAUUGUCUGCGUCCUGGGUGUUUGUAUGUUACUUCUAAUGCUCUUAAGGAUAAAAUAUUAAGUGCUAUUAAGAAAACCAUGUCUUAACUUUUCCCGAAUUCAUUUUUCUGAUGGCUGUUUCUAUGUAUCCAUCCAUUAUAGAGGUGAAUGGUUUCAUGGUGUCCUAUUAAACUAUCCGUUUCAUGUCUCGUCUUAGAAUAUUAUCAGUGUCUUGGGGGGUUGCCUUGGUUUCCACUAGCCUUUUGACUGUCUUAAACUUUGUGUAGUGUAUCUGAAGUGUUAAUUAUCUGUUAAUUAUCGCCUUAAUAUCUCCUUGUAUGUUGCAACGCUAAAUUCUCUUUCUUUCAGUCUGGAGUGGUGUUGUGCAUUAGGCAGAGGGUCCUCUCUCUUUAUUGGCCUCGUUCCGCUUUGUAUGUAUAGGUGCCAUGUUAUGAGCAUAGGAGACAACUGUACAGAUGUUUAAAUAUUCUAUUUAUAACACUUUUCCUGAGUCGUGCCAUCCAUUUGCAGGAUUUAUUUACAUUUUGAUUUUGUUUAGCUGACUCCAUCUCAGGUUCCACCCCCCCAUCGGCAAUGUCCAGUCUACAGCUUUAGGUUAAAGAACUUCCAUAUUUUGCAGCACAAUGCAUUUCUUAAAGGGUAUCCAUUGAAUAAUAUUUAGAUAAUGAACAGAAGAGUUUUAAGGUUGUUUCUGCUAUAAAAAAUGUAACAUUUUACUCUUGUACGGUCUUCCUAUUUUAAAAGAUAUUCAUUUUAAAUAUAUUCCAUCAUAUACAGGUAUGGGACCUGUUAUCCAGAAUGCUCGGCACCUGUGGUUUUUCGGGUAACGGAUCUUUUUGUAAUUUGGAUCUUCAUACCUUGUCUACUAAAAAAUCAUGUAAACAUUAAAUAAACCCAAUAGGCUGGUUUUGCUUUCAAUAAGGAUUAUUAAUUAUAUCUUAGUUUGGAUCCAGUACAAGGUAAUGUUUUAUUAUUGCAGAGAAAAAGGAAAUCGUUUUUAAAUUUUUUUUUAUAUAAAGUGGAGUCUAUGGGAGGCGGCCUAUCGUAAUUUGGAGCUUUCUGGAUAAUGGGUUUUUUGAAUAACUGAUCCCAUACCGGUGCGUGUAUCAUAUUCCUAAAAUGUUCCUAAUUGAAAAUUUCCGGUUUAUGUAUCGGUGUCUAGUGCUGACAAAUGUUCUAUAUACAUUGCUUCAUAAAAUUUCGUAUGUGAAUAUUGGCAUGACGCUAUUUUGUGUGCUUUCCUAAUUUUUCUUAAUCCCAUUCAAGGCUCAGGGACCUGCAAUAAUGUAAGUAGAUGGUUUGAGAUAAAUUCUUGGAGCACAGCAGAAGGACUAUCGAUUGAAUUGCAGCCAUAGAGCAUGCUAGAACUGCUGCGUUGUGAGAGAAAAGGAGACGUGGCUGCUUGAUCAUAAUUGUCAAUUAUUUUAUUUGUCAAACAAAUAACUUUAAGUCUUUUGCAAAUCUACUCUACUAGCCUGUUUUUGAAUGCAAGUUUUGCUGGGCUGAAGUGAAGACAAAUUUUUCACAAAAAGAUUUCAUCAGAUAUUGGUUGUUUUGUAUGGACGAAGAGUUAAAUUUUCUGUUUUUCUUUACCAGUCACAGAGGAAAAAGAUGCCUUAAGAUGGCCAUACAUGAAAGAGAUCCACUCGUCUGACGACAUCGACAAACGAGCGGAUCUUUCACAGAUACGCCCACCAACGGCAGGGCUAUAUCGGGGUAAUCCGAACAUCCGAAUGAUCAGAUUACAACUAGGAGCAAUGGGCUCCGACUGGUUGGUUGGCGUAAAAAUGAAAGCUUCCCGAUCAAUAUCGUGGCCAGAUAUCGAUUGGGAAGACCCGCCGGAAGCCCCCACACAUGGGCAGAUAAAUUGCCGAAUUGGUCUAAAGGACAGAUAUCAGCAGCUUUAUCUGCCUGUGUAUGGCCACCUUUAGCCCUUAUUUGUUUGUUGAGGGAGAGAGUGUCUGAGGCUGUUGCCUAUUAGGGUAGUGGCAUAUGUAUUAAAUCCGCAUUGUUCAACAGUAGUGACCAUUCUCUGGUUUAUCAUUCAGCCAAUCCCAAGAAAUGUAUAAAUCAUUUUUAUUGUUCAUCUUUAAACUUUUUUUUCCUUUUAAUAUCUACUUUUGUCUUUCUCUGUGACUGUUUUGAAUAAUUGUUUUGCAAAUCGAUGUUUUGUACUUGAAAAAAAUAACCGCUGCCAACUUUGCAUUUGUCUCCUCCUUCAGAAGACCUGCCUUGGACAGUAGCUUCACUGUUGCUUUUCAGUCUCCUGAUUUCUGUUGUACGUGUGACAAUAUUUGAAACCAUUGAUGUCUAAACCAAUAAAAUGAAAUGCAAAUA